Dunckerocampus dactyliophorus (ringed pipefish) is the source of this 10260-nucleotide messenger RNA. It is a transcript of the gene grm3, whose product is annotated as glutamate receptor, metabotropic 3. The transcript is spliced from 13 exons. The coding region runs from base 5496 to 8141 and encodes 881 amino acids. NCBI's taxonomy places the organism in Eukaryota, Metazoa, Chordata, Actinopteri, Syngnathiformes, Syngnathidae. The record is from RefSeq and is a predicted model, not a curated record. Gene Ontology annotation, cellular component: membrane. Gene Ontology annotation, biological process: regulation of synaptic transmission, glutamatergic; G protein-coupled glutamate receptor signaling pathway. Gene Ontology annotation, molecular function: group II metabotropic glutamate receptor activity.
ACACACUUUCUCUCUCUUUCUCUCUCUCUCGCUCACACACACACAGCAUCAUCCUCUCUCUCAGCGCGACUCCUCCGGGGGAUCGGGAGUAGACGCUCAAACUUCCAGCAGCUUCCCAUUUGUGCACAACCUUUGAGAGGGGAUCCACGACGACGACAACAAGGUGUGGUAAUGUUGCUGCAUGCCAUUUGCCAUCUGUUCCUGUCCCUGUCCCUUUUAAUUCAGCCUGUCUCCUCCUGCAAAGAUUGGAGUUAAUGUUCGUAUCAUCAAAUAAAUGUCAACUUGCCUCCUGUGGGAUUCUGUCAGGAAGGCAAAUCUUCUCCACUUGAUAGAGACGAGAGCAACUUCAUCAUACAAAUCGUGCUCAAAAUGUUAUUAGCGCCACGCUUCUGUCUGUAAUUAUCAUUCAUCUAGGUGUCCUCAACAUUCCCGACAUCUGUUGAAGAAAAGAGGGAGGUAGCAAGACAUAGAAAUAGUCUGCUUUUAGGUCAACUCCUGAGAGAAGCAGAGGUGUGGGUGGGGGUGGGGGCGCUGUUUGUCUUUACGCGUGUGUCAUAUUACAGAGUAGAGUGGUAAAGAUAUGGCAGCUGCCUGAAGAAAAAUCUCAGCUGCCUGCAUCCGAGGAAAGCUUUCAUCCUCCUACCUGCACACCAAAAGAGGGCGGGGGGCAUACACUCUCUCAUGUACAAGAUGAGAAUCAGACCACAGAUGCCUGCAAUCAACUGAAAUUUCACAACAAGCUUGCUGAAUUGAAUUUCAUAAUCCAAACCUCAAUCCUCUGAGGACUGUUGAGAUAGCCUGAGAGACUGUUGCAAAGAAAACCUCUAUUUUGUAUUUGCAAAAGUGGAUAUACAGUCAGGGCCGCACGGUGGUCUAGUGGUUAGCAUGUUAAGCAGCUUUGUCAAAUGAUGGGGUGCAAAAUGAUCCGGACUGUGACCCAGGGGUUGGGCACCCCAUCAUUUGACAAAGCUGAAUCUUGGAAUCAAUGACUUCUCAUGCCCAGUGCAUAAAAGGUCAGAAUCAAUGUUGCGAAUGUUGCUGAAUUGUAUCAGCCACUUCCACACGUGAUAUAAUACACACACAGCACACUCCAAUCGGGAAGCUGAUCAGAUCGAUCCAUGCUGGCUUGGUUGUCCAGUCGGCAUUGUAAUCACAGCCCAGUGUAAGUGAAAUGUGCAGAUGAAGGUCACAAUCAGCCAAGGAAUCAAAAGGUCAGGUCUUCCCCCCUCCCCCCCACCGAAAAUACUAACAUUUAGCUGCAUCAGCUCUCACAUCUGAUUUAUUGCCUCGGAUUGAUCACAGCAGAGCCUCCAUUCAUGUAGUGGUAAUUAAUGCUUUUGGACCUGAAAGUGAUCUUAUUCUCAAGAGCAAAACUGUGGGGUCAGCAGUGUUUCUUCUGUAAAGUGUUUCUUCAUUCAUGUUUAUACUCAGUGUUGAACUUGGCUUUACAGAGAGAGAUUGCUUCUGCAGUUUGGUUUUUGUCUUCAAAUACAUGAAAACCUGUUUACGAUCUUCUAAAUAUGGGUUUUAACAUUAUUAGGACCCUCUGGACAUGAAGUAAAACCAAUAUACUCACCUUUACACUCGUAAUAUCCAUUAAAGUAGAUAUAAUCAGAGAAAAUAAGCCAUGCCUGAUACAACUAAAGGAACAUUUGUUUGGACAAAUAUAAUGAUGAUAACAAAUUUAGCUCAUAAGAGUUGAAUUUAAGAGCUGAUAUCUAGCAACAUCCAUGGUUUUCUUGAUAAUAACCAAAAUCACUUAAGUUCUCACAUGAAUAGCUAUAGCAUUGUACUGACAAAAAAUGUAACUCUUAUGAGCUAUUUUUGUUGUCAUUGUUAUAUUUGUCCAAACAAAGGUACCUUUAGUUGUAUCAGACAUUAAAAUGAAUAAGAAACUGAUGAAAGAAGAGUGGUGUAAUACUUUUUUACAUGACUGUAUGUAACCUAUACAUAUGUGACAAAUUCAACUGCUUGUGUGUGUUGCAAUAAAUGUGUUCCGGACAUGUGGACAGGAAGUGACGUCGGGGGUUCAGACUUGAGUUUUAGCUGGAUUACGGCCACAACAGUAUCCCAUGUUAUUAUUAUGAUGAUUAUUAUUAUUGUGCCUGUUGUGAUAUAAUUCAAAUCUGCAAUACAAUCCUGUUGUCUGGAGCUUUUGUGUUUCACCUACUGACACCUAGUAACCUGUGUACAAUACUGAACCGCAAUAUUGAACCGCAAUGUGGCAAGGGAAGACUUACCUUAAAUAGGGUGUCAGUUUCUGUCUCCUCCUUGCUCAGAGUUGCUCACAGUCACUUCCUUAAUCACGCUUAAGCUAAGAUUACUUGCUCGGAAUUUUUAGGCUAAGUUAGAAGCUUUCUGAGAGGACUCUGAGAAGCUUUGUGAAUACGGGCCCUGGUCUUGACUUGGUCAAGCCUCCUCAUACAAGUGGUAUUGAUUCCUUCAAGGCUUGGUCUAGACUUGAUGUCAACUCCUCAAAGUCUCAGUCUUGACUUAGUCUGGACCGCUCAAACUCUUGGUCAUGAUUCCUUAAAGUUUGAUCUUGACUUGGUCUGAAUUUCUUUGAGUCUUGGUCUUGACCUUGUGCCAAUCCUCAAAAUCACUAAAGUCUGAGUCCCUGAACCAAACCAUAAUGCUUGCAAACAGGGCAUAAUAUAAGGAAUAAGCCUCCAGUAUAUUGGAUAUACAAACUGCCAAAGUCUCCAAACCGCUAUUGACGCAAUCUUGAGCUAAAAAAAGUUACCUCAGUUGAAGCCACAGGAGACACCAUAGCAUUUAAAAUGUAUCCAUGACUCAUCGAUUUACAUAAGAAAAUCUGUAGAGUGAAAGUGAGUCCAUGUCUAUUGAAGUAUUUCAGUGGUGGUUCAUAUUAAUGAACAGUGCAGUCAAAAAACAGACUGAUAGCUUUGAUUGAGUCGUGAACUUGGUAGUAUCAGAUGUCCUUGUUGUCAAACACACACACACUCGCUAGAGGAGAGCGGCAAAGUGUUGCAACAAAGAUCAGAUUAGAGCAGCUUUUGUGAUUGGUGGUAUGAGAAGUCUCAUGUAUCAAGCAGCCAUCUGAGCUGGCUUAUCCUGAUACAACUAGGGGCAAACACACACACACACACAAAACCCACACCCUGAAGAAGAAAGUUUACUGUGUGAUCUAAAGGAUAGCCGACUGGAGAUCAGCAAGGCACAAUCUCCAAACAAUUCAAAAUCCCCUUUAGUCAUGGCUGUAAGGCAGAUGGAGCAGUCCCUACUCUCUGAUAUGAAGUACAUUAUUGUAUCUUUAGGGCUGCAAUGGCAUUGUGGAGGUAUCCUCUAAGAGGGUGAUUAUCAACUGGUGGGUUGGGACCUAAAAGUGGGCUGCGGAUGCUUCCUGGGUGGGUCACAGACAUCGAGUCAACAAUUUUUUAUCAUUGUUAAUGAAUUCAUUCAUUAUUAAUUAAUAAUAAUUAUUACUCAAAAGAGUUGCAUGACGGGCCGCACGGUGGCCUAGUGGCGACACAGUCAGGAGAUCUGGGUUUGAAUCUCUGUGUGGAUUUUGCAUUUUCUGCCCGUGCGUACGUGCAUGGGUUUCUCCGGGUGCUCCGGUUUCCUCCCACAUUCAAAAAAUAUGUAUGUUAGGUUAAUUGGCGACUCUAAAUUGUCCAUAGGUAUGAAUGUGAGUGUGAAUGGUGCCCUGCGAUUGGCUGGCGACGAGUCCAGGGUGUACCUCGCCUCUCGCCCAAAAGUCAGCUGGGAUAGGCUCCAGCAUACCCCCGCGACCCUCAAGAGGGUUAAGCGCCAUAGAAAAUAAAGGAAUGAAAGAGUUUUAUGAUGAUCACAGGAACUCAACUUUAGAUAUUUCACUGUAGAAAUAAAAACAAUACAAUAAAACACCCUUAUGUCCACACUAUAUGCAUAUAGAGAACAUACAAAUCCUUAAAUCACAAUUAUUAACAUGUGCUAAUCUGGUAAACUUUCAAACAGCUAAAAUUGCGCAUAAAGCAAAUAAUAACCUGCUGAAUUGUAAUAUGUGAUGUAUUCCAAUGUAACUUGUAAGCAUGUUCAAACUAAAUGAAACCAUGACCAUUACCAUAUAGCACUGGUUAUGUACAGUUGGGUAAUUGUAGUAUUUUAAAGUAUUUUAUCCCCUGUUUAAGAUUACGCCCUUAGUAAGAUAUAAAAGUGCAGAAUGUUUAUAGGUUUAUUGUAACAGAGUCAGAAUGUAAUUUUUUAAAAGCACUAAAUAAAGCGGUUAUGUGCACAUAAAACACAUAAAUUAGUCUUGUCGCUUUACAAAAGUACUCCUAAGGUGAACUUGUCAUGCGGAUAAAAGGCACCUGUCACAGAAACGUCCAUCCAAACCUAUCCACCACCACGGGCAAGACCAAAGAGCUGUCAAAGGACCUCAGGAACAUACUGUACACCUGCACAAACCUGGAAUUGAGUCAAAGACCAUCAAGACCAUCACCAUCAGCUUGGUGAGAAAAAGACCACUCUUAGUGCAAUUAUUUGUAAAUGGAAGAAAUACAAGAUAACCGUGUGUAGCCAUCGCUCAAGAGCUCCAUGGAAGAGUUCACCACGUGGAGUAAGGGUGAUUCUGAGAAAGGUGAGGGACUCGGCCAGAAUUACAGAGGAGCUGGUUAAUGAUGUCGAGGGAGUUGGGACCACAGUCACCAAGAAAACAGUAAGUAGCAUAAUUCACUGUAAUGGAUUGAGAUCCCCCUGGGGGUCCAUCUCAAUGACUUGGAAAAGCCGAACAUGACCCCAACAUUGUCCCUACUGUCAAACAUGGAAGUGGAAACAUUCUGCUUUGGCACUAUUCGAAGACUUCACUGCAUUAAGGGGUGAACAACUACAAGAAAUGUCUGACCUGUGCGCUUGCCGAAAAGGGUUUCUCCACCAAGUACUAAGUCAUAUUUUGCUUGGGGGUCAAAUACAUAUUUCCCUCAAUCAAUUACAAAUCAAUUUAGAAUCUGGAUUCAAUGUUAUGUUUUCUGGGACUUUUUACAUGCUGUCUCUCUCUUUUACAAUAAACCUACCCUGAAAAUUCUGUUCAUAUCUUCGUAAGGAGGCGACUUACAAAAUGAACAGGAGAUCAAAUACUUAUUUUCCCCACUGUACCUCCUUCUGCUGGCCAAUAAUGUGUGCUAAUUUAGAGGUUAUGCUUAGCUCUCCCUUCACGUGAAAGAUAGUCCACUUGAAGCUUCGACAGGUCUACUUUGUUUUCUUGAGAAACUCUUCCAAAAGUGUUUCAUCCCACAGCUCCUGGCUUCUUUGAGAUUGAUUCAAAUUGUGUUUUCUCUCUUGCAGGACUGAUGUCCACAUGGUGUGUCCCUCAAUGUGCCCUCUUCUCUCCCUGACCAUUUCAUGGGCCUCAAACCGACCCCCGCUGCUCCACUCUCAAGCCUCACCCUUGGACCCUCACCCUUAAUCUUCACCUUUAACCCUUCACCUCAUCCACUCCGUCCUCUCCUCUUAUUUUGACUUCCACCUAAAAAAAAAACCCUCUCCCCAACCCAAACAUGGUUGCCCGUGCUCUUGUUAUGGUCAUGAUGUGUCGAGGCGUCCUGCUGUCCGUUGGAGACCCGCCUCAGUCCCGUCGGGAGAUUCGGAUUGAGGGCGACCUGGUGCUGGGGGGCCUGUUCCCAGUGCAUGAGAAAGGAUCCGGGAUGGAGGAGUGUGGGCGUGUGAACGAGGACAGAGGGAUCCAGAGAUUGGAGGCCAUGCUGUUCGCCAUUGACAGAAUCAAUAUGGACAACACUUUGUUGCCUGGCGUCUCCCUCGGCGUCCACAUCUUGGACACAUGUUCUCGAGAUACUUAUGCACUGGAGCAGGCGCUGGAGUUCGUCAGAGCGUCCCUCACCAAAGUGGACGACUCCGAGUUCAUCUGUCCAGACGGCUCCUACGCUUUACCGGAUGACAGCCCGCUCGCCAUCGCCGGUGUUAUUGGAGGGUCCUUCAGCAGCGUCUCCAUACAGGUUGCCAACCUUCUCAGGCUCUUCCAGAUCCCCCAGAUAAGCUACGCGUCAACCAGCGCCAAACUCAGCGACAAGACCCGCUACGACUACUUUGCCCGCACCGUGCCCCCGGACUUCUACCAAGCAAAAGCCAUGGCUGAGAUCCUGCGCUUCUUCAACUGGACAUAUGUGUCUACUGUGGCGUCAGAGGGUGAUUAUGGUGAAACGGGCAUAGAGGCCUUCGAGCAAGAGGCCCGCAUGAGGAACAUCUGCAUUGCCACUUCAGAGAAAGUGGGACGUUCUAAUGCCAAGAAGUCUUACGAAGCCGUGAUCCGCCAACUCCUCCAAAAGCCCAACGCCCGCGUUGCCGUCCUCUUCUUGCGCAGCGACGAUGCCAGAGAACUGCUGGCAGCUGCCACGAGGCUGAACGCUUCCUUUAUCUGGGUGGCCAGCGAUGGCUGGGGGGCACAGGAGAGCAUCGUCAAGGGAAACGAAAUCACCGCCGAAGGAGCCAUCACGCUGGAGCUGGCAGCCAAUCCUGUCCCAGAGUUCAACCGCUACUUUCUCAGCUUGAACCCGGAUAAAAACUUCCGAAACCCCUGGUUUAGGGAAUUCUGGGAGCAACGAUUCCAGUGCUCCCUGGGAGGUGGUGGUGGAGGAGAGAUGUUGCUGCCCCCAUGUGACAAGAAUUUAUCGAUGGACAAGAGCAACUUUGAGCCUGAAUCGAAGAUUAUGUUUGUGGUGAAUGCAGUGUACGCUAUGGCUUUCGCCCUCCAUAAUAUGCAACGGAACCUUUGCUUCAACACCUCCAAGCUGUGCGACAGCAUGAAGGCCUUGGAUGGGCGCAGACUCUACAGGGACUUCAUCCUUAACGUCAGCUUCCCAGCCCCGUUCUCCCCCGCGGGCAGUGAAACGGCUGUGAAGUUUGAUUCCCAGGGGGACGGCAUGGGCCGCUACAACAUCUUCAGCUACCAGCGCUCGGGUGAUCGCUAUGGUUAUGUGCCAGUGGGGGAGUGGGCAGAGAGCUUGAGCCUCAACGGCGCUCUGAUACGCUGGCCCAGAGAAGCGGUGCCCACCUCUCAGUGCAGCGACCCCUGUGAGCGCAAUGAGAUGAAGAAAAUGCAGGCAGGUGAGUAUUGCUGCUGGAUCUGCACAGCCUGCGAGCCUCAUGAAUACCUGGCGGACGAGUUCACAUGCUCACCCUGUGCUCCGGGUCAGUGGCCCACUGACGACCUGACAUCCUGCUAUGAGCUUCCUGAGGAUUAUAUUAUGUGGGAAGAUGCGUGGGCCAUUGGUCCAAUUACAAUUGCCUGUGUAGGGUUCAUGUGCACGGGCCUUGUAUUCUGGGUGUUUAUACGACACAAUAACACGCCACUGGUGAAAGCGUCAGGCAGAGAACUGUGUUACAUCCUCCUCCUGGGCGUCUUCAUGUCCUACGCCAUGACGUUCCUCUUCCUGGCCAAGCCAUCUCCUGCCAUCUGUGCCCUGCGGCGACUCGGCCUGGGCACGUCUUUCGCUGUGUGCUACUCGGCCCUCCUUACCAAAACCAACAGAAUCGCCAGGAUUUUCAGCGGGGUGAAAGACGGGGCGGGGGCAGCGAGGCCGCGUUUCAUCAGCCCAUCCUCUCAGGUGUUCAUCUGUCUGAGCCUCAUUUCAGUGCAGUUAGUGAUGGUGUCAGUGUGGCUGCUGCUGGAAGUUCCCGGCACGAGACGCUUCACCUUACCAGAGCGGCGGCAGACGGUCAUCCUCAAGUGCAACGUACGCGACACCAGCAUGUUGCUGUCGCUGGGCUACGACGUCCUCUUGGUCAUACUGUGUACUGUAUAUGCCUUCAAGACCAGGAAGUGUCCCGAGAACUUCAACGAGGCAAAGUUUAUUGGCUUCACCAUGUACACCACCUGUAUCAUUUGGCUGGCUUUUUUGCCCAUCUUCUAUGUGACAUCCAGUGACUACAGGGUUCAGACCACGACCAUGUGUAUCUCGGUCAGCCUCAGCGGUUUUGUGGUGUUGGGCUGCAUGUUUGCUCCCAAGGUCCACAUUAUCAUGUUUCAGCCUCAGAAGAACGUGACCAGCCACAGGCUCAACCUCAAUCGCUUCAGUGUCAGUGGGGCGGCCACCUCGUACGCCUCUCCCGCUUCUGUCAGCGCCCACUACGUCCCGACAGUCUGCAACGGCAGAGAAAUUGUUGACUCCACCACUUCCUCUCUGUGACGGACAGAGAGGUCCUGAGUCCAAAUACCCCCCCCCCAAUUGCGACUGUUAGCCAACAUGUACACGUUCUCUCAGCAUCGAGCCCCACCUUGCGUAGUGCUGGUACACCUGCACAAUGGAAUGGAGUAUUCGUCGAGCAUCAUCAUGUUUCUUAUUGUGUUUGCAGUGGUGUGGAACUGCACUGGCAACUACACUACUGGUUGUUGUCCUUAGAUUGUGCAGGUGUACCUAAUAUUGUGGCCUGUACAGUACACAGUACAAUACACAGUGACUCAUGUAUCGUUUCACCGAUGUAGAAAGUGUGUAACUAUAAUUAAAUUAUUUUCUAAGGAUGUACAUACAUGGAAUUGUUGUAAGUAGACAUUCAAAAAGGACAAAAAAACAUGUUUUUAGGGGGAAUUUUUGGAGCCUUUUGUUUUUGAUAGCUUUGUUAUGAUGUAAAUAGACGUUAGGCUUCAUGAAGGUAAGGAGAGAGCGUCCCUCGGUGUGUGUGUGUGUGUGUGUGUGUGUGUGUGUGCGUGUGGCGGCACCGUUCGCCUCACCUUGCAAUAUCCCACUGACUUUUUAUUACUAUUAUUAUUCUCAUGUUUUUUUAGGUCUCGUUGUUGUAAUAAUAACAAUACAACAUUUCUAUUGUGUAUCUAAACAUUUGUACAGUAUGACCAGCGGUUGAAACAGCACAACAGUACGAGGGAGGACGUUGGACUGAAUGUCUGCACUGGACAUGUACAAAAAAACAUAACAUUUCCAUUUUAAUGGAUGGUGUUUUGCGUCAUUUAUCUGCAUAAACAACAUCUUUUUGCAGUCAAAUAUGUUGCUUUUGAUACAUUUUUUAAAAACCUCUAAUCAUAGAAUCCCUUUAUCUAAAUGGCCAUAGAUGACGACAUGUGUUCAUUCAAGCAACAAGUGUACACAUGCAUGUAAAAGACACACUUCAAAGCAACACAAGCGUCCAUUAAAGGUCCCCUAUUAUGCAAAAUGUACUUUUUAUUUAGGUUAUAUCUGUAAUCUGUGUCCCGAGAGCUUGUUUAGGACCCCCAGUUUAUCAUCUCUCUCACUUGUUGGCUUUAUUUUUGAGAGGAAAGGGCGCUCAAACGGUCUCUUUUAAAGUUCUGGGUUUUCACGACGUCAUGAAGGAAAAACCUCCUUCCUCUGACUCGCCCCUACGAACUGUAGAUGAACCCGCCCUGUGUAUACGCCCACCAUUUAACUUGUAAAAAAAAAACACACAUCUUAAAAUAAAGCCUGGAUCUCUGUCAACUAUCCAUUAGUCAGCUCUAAGUUUCAUCAUUUUGUUUUUCUUCAGCGAAAAGGCUAACCUAGCAUGAUGUUGCUGUUAAAAUGUGAGUGUGAUGUUAGCACCGGAGCUCACACAUCGCUAUGCUAGUGUUGCUAACGUUUCCGUCCUCCUGUCUCACUUCCACUAUAAUAUUGUAUUGUUGUAUGUGAUAUAUGGUAUCUAUUACAUCGGACAAGUAGAGUGUACAUGUAAAAAGUGGAUAAAGUGCACAAUAGAGCUUCUUGGAGCCACACACAACAACCAAUGUUCAUUAGCAUUAAAGCUACAGACACACAAAGCGGGGUGUUUCCAUUAGGGCUUCUUAAAAGCUUCUAAAUAUCAGCACCGUGGCUCAAUUUUGGACAAAACCCUUCCAAUACAUUAUGGUGGCACGUCAGAGACUUUUACAGUAUAAUGUGGGACCUUUAUGUUCAAAUAAAUAAGACGUGCUGGGAUGAACACAUGCCGUAUUGGAGAAAGACAGAGCAGUGGUAGCGUAUUCUUAUUAAUCUGAUUAUUUGUACCCUGUAUGUGGUGAUGUAUGGCAAUGUGCCUUAAUGUAUGUUUGAUAGCGCUCCAGGUGGAGAUUGUAAGAGGUCACAUUUACAUGACGACCUGAUGACACAUGACGCUAUGCCAGUUUAUUCCCUUUGCAUUGAUUGUUCACCUGAAGUGUUACAAAGGAGUCCAAAGGUUGACAUGCGUUUCUUGACCCCACCCCCCUCCCUUCUACCAUCUUGCAAUUAAAAGCACAUCAAGUGUUCAAAUGUGUAUGACACUUAUCACGCCUGGGGUUUUUUUUUUCUGUUCCAUUAAAGAAAAGCCGUUGUCCAUGGUUAA